UUCUGACCACAUAUACAUGUACAUGACGUGCAAACAACAUAUAACAUAACAAUUGGAACUGACAGUUCGUGUUGUAAUAAGGGCAUAUAAACCUGCAGAAGAAUUUAAUUUAUGCCAGUCGAAAUAAUGCCGGUCCCUGUCAUGUUUUAGUUGUAUUUAUUUGCGUUCAUGUACAACGUUGUUGAGGUGUAACUAGAAUAUGAUCGUAAUUGCUAAUCAGCCGCCAGUAAAACCACUCGAAACUGAAGAUCUAAAACAUCUCUUGGCCAAAAAUUUUAACAACUUCCUCUUAUCUUUUUUUUUCCCUUUACACAACAAUUUUAUAGUAUCUCGCAUUUUAAUUAAGUUCGAAUUGCCAAUGCUGGUUGGAGGACCCGCUUAAUGAAACUUCUCAGGGUUUUAGGGUUUGUUUUGUUUUAUUUCAAGAAAAUACCAUGUAACUUAACCUAGUGAACGUACAACGUGCCAGGACAUAUUAUAAAAUCAAACGACUGAGUCCAAUAUUGUCCAAGGUGACAAGCUACAUUCUCCGGGCCGGGGAAUACGGGAAAUUACGUUUGUAUAUGACGAGGUCUUUUUCGAAACGGUGGUCUAGUAAAACUACUGAGUCUGUAGUGUUACUAGGUACAGGUAAUUAGGAUUUUUAAUUAUAAAAACGACGUCAUUAUAUCUAUGGGAAUAUAUUGUUUCAAUCAGUUCGAAUUUAGACUUGAACUGAGCGCUGGGACUCAUUUUAAGAAUGGAUAACUUAACAUGCAAUAUUCAAUCCGAUUCAACCCGUGAGAGAACCUAGUACAGUAGGGACAGCAGAGCAGUUUUAAUCAGAGAAUGUUAUCUUACUCUCAGAAAGUGUCUUUAGGGCUCCAGAUGACGGUCAUAUGACGUUGGUUCUAAAGAAAAAACGAAACAAAACCCGCUGUACAACAUGUCAGCAGGCAUUAUUAUGGACUUCGAUCGAAACUCAGUCGAUUAUCGCGAAAGUUUAUUUCCUGUAGAAAUCAGAAAUAAUUACGUUAGUUUUAGAUGAAAUCUUGAAUGAGAAUUUAAUUAUGAGUAUUUAUAGAGUUGCUUUAGCGAAAGGACACGUAGCUAAAACUGGCGUGAAGGGUUCUGUUCGUGUUCUUUCUCCGAUUGGAGUGACUGCAAACUUCUAUCAGAGCAGAUCUUGCAGCAGUUCAAGCUCGCAAGAUCUUAGGUACAUUGAGCCCAAGACCACUGUUCCCACUUUUCAUUUUCAAGACAGUCUUCCACGACUGCCAAUUCCAAAACUGGAGGACACAUGUCGCAGAUAUCUUGAUGCACAGAAACCACUAUUAACUCCUGAAGAGUAUGAAGACACCAAACAACUAGUUGAAAAGUUUCAAAAGCGUGAGGGCCCAGGUCUUAAUGCCGAGCUUUUACAGAAAAACAAGAAUAACAAGCACACUAGUUACAUAGCAGAUCCAUGGUAUGACAUGUAUUUGUCAGCAAGGGAUCCAAUAGUUCUGAACUACAAUCCAUUUUUGAUGUUUAACGAUGAUCCAGCUACAGAAAAUAAUGAUCAGCUGGUCAGAGCCACCAACAUGAUAAAUUCAGCCAUGAGAUUUAAGUUAUCAUUAGAUGAAACAUUUCUUGAACCAGAUAUUUAUCACUUGAAGCCACAAUUGAGUGAUACACAGUGGUUUAGGAAUGUUAUAAGAUUUGUUCCCAGGCAGUUAUCAUGGUAUGGUGCAUUUCUAGUGAAAGCAUUCCCUCUAGAUAUGAGUCAAUAUUCCAGGCUGUUUAAUUCAACAAGGAUACCAGAGCUGAAGAAAGACCGGCUUGCUACCUUUGAGAGUGGACGACAUAUAGUCGUGAUGAGGAAAGGCAACUUUUACGUGUUUGAUACAAUAACAACAGAUGGUUAUAUUGUCCCAACAGCUACUAUUUAUCAAAAUCUGAAGUAUAUUGUCAACGACCCUGCCCCUCCCCCCAACUUUCCGAUCGCCGCUCUCACAUCAGAAAACCGUGACACUUGGGCGAACAUGCGCCAUGCGCUGGAAGCCAUUCCAGGUAACGAGGAGGUACUCAAGUUGAUUGACAGCGCUAUUUUUGUUCUGUGCCUGGAUGAUCACGAGGUUAACAGCGUGGCAGAUGUGACAAGAACGUUUUUACAUGGUGAUGGAAAAAAUAGAUGGUUCGACAAGUCACUCCAGCUGAUUAUUUGCAAGGAUGGGAAAGCCGCGGUACAUUUUGAACAUGCCUGGGGCGAUGGAGUUGCUGUGUUGCGUUUCUUCAAUGAGGUAAUGAAUAAAUUGCGCAGCGUGCAGUCAAUGCAAAGACCUGUGCUUUCAACCAAUCAGAGUUGAAAACAAAUCGCGACCGUCAGGAAACUUGAUUUACAGUUGAACUCAGAAAUAGAGAGAGGGAUCUACGCCGCUAAGGAAAAGUUUGACAAUACGGUGAAGGGAUUAGACAUCGCCGAACUUCAAGUUGACACGUAUGGCAAAGACUACAUCAAAAGCAAGAAUUUAAGUCCAGAUGCAGUUAUGCAGCUGGCGUUUCAGAUGGCUUACUUCCGUCAAAACGGCAAGUUUGUCCCAACGUACGAGUCUUGCAGCACAUCGGCUUUUAAACACGGGCGAACAGAGACGAUCAGACCAGCGUCCAACGCCACUGUAGCAUGCGCAGAAGCUUUUCAAAAGUCGCACCGCGCGGGAGUGGAGGAGAUGGCGGACAGAAUACGAAGAGCAGCUGAAUGGCAUUCAAAACUCACCAAAGAGGCCGCCAUGGGUCAAGGUUUCGAUCGUCAUCUCUUCGCACUGCGUCUUAUGGCGGAGUCCAUUGGUAAAGUCCCGGAUAUCUUUCAAGAUCCAGCUUAUAAACAAAUCAAUCACAUCAUUCUGUCGACCAGCACACUGUCAAGUCCCGCACUGAUGCUUGGGGGAUUUGGUCCCGUGGUGCGGGACGGGUUUGGAGUGGGAUACGGGAUCCAAGAUGAUUGGCUUGGAUGUAACGUGACAAGCUACCCGCCCGAUACAGAUGUACGAGGCUUUUUAGAAUGUGUUCGACUCAGUUUAGAAGAUAUUUAUUCCGUUUUAGAAGGAAAAAAUUUCAAGCAGUGAACUGCAGGGUGUCAAAGCAACAGACUGUUAAAACCCUUCUUCCUGCCUUUGGAUAUCUUGCGGUGGAUCCUGCUUAUAAAGUGCAUGCAAAGUGACGGAUAACUGUUCUGCGCUGGCUAAUUGCUAAUUGUAUGAGGGAAGAAACUUCUUUACCGUAUUUGUUCCCGCUACGCGCGUUUUCACUUUCUUUCAAAAUGUUAACAUUGAACAGAAAGAGUAUGUUUAGUACACCUGUCAACAGCGUUUACUUUGUAAAUCUUUGACUGUUAGAAUUUUAAAGCUGGAAUACAUCCGGAAAUGUUUCCUUUCAAGUCCAUAACAUGAAAUGAUGACGUCAUGUUACGUGGAAUUGGGAAAUGAGGUCAUUAUUUCCGAAGAGCCCUCAAUUUGGAUCUGCCAUCAGGGGUUUCACUUUUUUGUUUGUUUGUUGCUGCUGUUGUUUUUUUUUGCAAAACGUCAGCCACCAAAACUGGCUCAGAAAUUGUCAGUAAAAAACGUUUUCAUCCAAAACAGAGGAGAACAUUCCUGUCAAAAUGCGGCUGCCAUGGAAACAUUGCGUUCCUUGAACAAUGAUGUGUCCUACCAAGUUAGUUCCACAGGUCAAAUUUGGGGGAAGUCACCACAUUCAAGGCUCAUUGCCUCAACGUUCUCAAAGCUGCAAGCGUUCAAAGUUGUGGAUGAUCUCAAAAGUUCCCCUGCCCGGUUUGAACCCCUUCCCAUCUCUCCAGUGUACAGCGUUUUUGUACCGAGUGUAAAGUUCUAUACGUUGAACUGGGAAGCUUGGCCCCCACGAGAUCAAUAAGCACUUCUUGUUCAAUUGAUUGACUUAUUCAUACAUUCCCCAUUACUUUGCCCGCGCAAAAUCGCGAUAAUCAUGUGAUUUCCCCGGCCGAAUUUUCCUCGAACACAAAUCCAAAAUGACUGGUGAUUGUUGCGUUCUCAAAUUUCGCCGGCGUUGUCCGUGUGGACGCGGCCUUACACGAGUUCCACCCAUCACUCUACUCGAGGCAGCGAAAGCGUAGAGGUUUGCGACACACUCUCCCAACCAACGUGUAAGGCGGACUCUAUCCUGUCCGUUUCUAUUUUCGCCUGGUCUUAGGCUUUCCCUUCCCCAUAACAAGAGAUUAUCAAGAUAAUUUCUUGCUUAUUACCAUGUCAUGAACAACGACACUCGGGGUAGAAAUUUAUUCCAUGCAAGACAUACAACCUACGUCACAAUCCUCCAUCUUGUGCCAUGGAAGGCCUUAUACUUGAAACGUCACCAUUUCCAAAUUCACCAAGGCAGUUAAAUUUUCUUCAUCGAUUGUACAAGAUUGGUUGUUUUCGGCCUAUAAACAAUCGGCAACACACCGGCGAAAUUCAUGUUCUGGUGCAAUUUUCAAGAAAAUUUAAUUCGACGCGACCAAAUCAGUGAAAAGAUUAGUCACCGGCGAUUGCUGUUAGAUCAAGCUUUCUCCUUCCCUAAUCACAGAGUUCGGGGUACGGAAAGUGGCCUUUCUGAGUUGUAGAGUCCAUCGCCAUGACAACACGGAGAGAUCGGCAAACAGAAGGCUUAAGGAUCUCCUUCAAGUUAGUUACUUACAGCUAGUGGUAGUUAAGCGCAUCAACCACUAUAAACAUUCAACAAUUUCAACUUUUUUUAUUUUUUAUUUUUAUUUUAACUUUAAUAUCUACUCGGAGCAUUACUAACAGCAAGCAACAGUACCCUGCGUAACCUUUUGUUGAAACACACGGCUUAUCCUAACAACUAUUACAAAUAGCAAUUUGGACUGUCAGACUACUAUUUCCAACUUCUAGCGACGAGGUUACAUACGCAUUAAUUUUAGAGACAUGUUUGGAUUUCAUAAAGCUGGUCCAACCCGCCCCCUACCUUUUUUUAAUUCUUUUUGUGCUCUGUCCGAUCGAUUUGCCUGAAAACUUAUACAACAAAUAAACGUUUCUCGGCGUUUUGAAGUUGUUGUUGCUUUUUGUUAUUUUUCUUUCUUUCUUUAAGGACGCCCUAAUCUUUAUACGGUACAAUUGACCUUACCAGGUGGUCGCCGUGCAUCUCCAUUACAGUACAAGCACCAAAUUGAAAGGCGGUUACACAAUCACCAUUCUAACAAAAAUACGAUUUCCUUAGCUAAACGUCGGGUUAAAGACAGCAACAGCUGCAAACAGUUACAAUUCUAGGGAAAGUGAUAACUUUUGACCCACGGAGCAAAGGCGAGGGUUAUGUUCGUGUUUCGCAACUUCCACUACUCUACAUGCCUAUUCCUAUUCACCGCGAAUUUUAUCUUACAAGAGAAUGACUUGGUGCGCUCCAGAGGGCCUUAGUUUACAGGAAUAUAUAGAAAAAGAGAGAGUAAAAAUAUGUAAAAAAUCCAGCGUCAAGCCACUGAAACGGUGAAAAAUAAAUUCCAAUAUAUGCCUUGUUCCCGGAUCCAUUAAUAUAUAAAUUAAAGUUUAAAAGAAAACUUGACUUGACUAUUCUUAUCUACAGUGGAACCCCGUUGAUGCGGUCCCCAACAGGCUAAGAAAAUUUGGCCUUAGUAACGGGGUAGGGAGAAGCCUCACGACUGAUAUAACUUGAGUGACGUCGUAACAGAUAUAUCGAAAUUGCACUUCUAAACAACUGAUCUUCAGUAAACAUCCGGAAUGCAGAUAUCAUUUUAAACAGAUUGAGACUUGAAUCAAUGUAUGAAAUAUUAACGAAGGAAAGAUGAACAAACUAGUUUGAGUGGUCGUAUAAACGGGGUAAAAUUAAAAAGGACUUUUCAGAAUGUGGUCGUUGGCCGUAUUAACGGGGUGGCUGCAUUAACGGGCUUUUCUUAUAACUACUGAGAAAAUCCAUGGGCGUUUCGCCGAGACAAAAAAAGUGUCCGUAAUAACGAGCUGACAGUAAGGCGAGGUUCAUCUGUACUUUCAACUCUGUACUACGUUGCUUUUAUUGUUUUACCAAGCAAGAUCAAUGAUAGCCUGGUAUUUAAAAAAAACUCGGCUAUUAUUAUGCAUAGCAUUUCUAUUUUGCCUAGGGAAACGGACUAGUUGGCCAGCAAUGUAUGUUAAUACAACAGUUAUUAUCUGUUCGGAAUCUGUUACCUAAUCGUAAUCCAUCGAAAGAAUGGUAUUCAUUUGUCGGAUUGAAGAACCCGGUUACAAUAAUUCAACACCUUUAAUA
Molecule: messenger RNA, 6243 nt
Organism: Orbicella faveolata
Lineage: Eukaryota; Metazoa; Cnidaria; Anthozoa; Scleractinia; Merulinidae
Product: carnitine O-palmitoyltransferase 2, mitochondrial-like
Biological process (GO): fatty acid beta-oxidation
Cellular component (GO): mitochondrion
Molecular function (GO): carnitine O-palmitoyltransferase activity
Source: RefSeq, a predicted model, not a curated record